Molecule: messenger RNA, 1976 nt
Organism: Branchiostoma floridae (Florida lancelet)
Lineage: Eukaryota; Metazoa; Chordata; Leptocardii; Amphioxiformes; Branchiostomatidae
Product: gastrula zinc finger protein XlCGF57.1-like
Exons: 2
Coding region: 107-1366 (419 amino acids)
Biological process (GO): regulation of transcription by RNA polymerase II
Cellular component (GO): nucleus
Molecular function (GO): DNA-binding transcription factor activity, RNA polymerase II-specific; RNA polymerase II transcription regulatory region sequence-specific DNA binding
Source: RefSeq, a predicted model, not a curated record
GUCCGCCAUUUUGUUUGGCGACGUCGUCUCAUCUCCUCCAAACUCACGCGAUUUUUACGUGAUUCCAGAAGUUGUGAAGACUGCUAAUCACCAUAGACUUACAGAAAUGGAAGAUUCCGGUCUUGAACGUUUCUGCGGAGACCAGUAUGCUGGAGAUCCUGGGAAGGAGAGUAAGCCCACAGAACACCCUGGGAAGGAGAGUGUCAGCAGGGAGACCCCGACAACAGACAUGGGCCUGCAACAGGAAACGUGUGACGUGAACUUUCCCCAACCUGACAACACAUCAACCUCACAGGUACAGGAGAGCAAAGGUGAUAUGGAAAGGCAUGUGGUUAAACACACUGGUGAGAAACCCUACAUGUGUGGGGAGUGUGGGUACAGGACAGAUAGAAAGUACCACUUAUCCAGACAUAUGAGAACCCACACUGGAGAAAGACCAUUCAAAUGCGACCAUUGUGACUUUUCUGCAGCACAGAAAUCUACUCUAGACGAUCAUCUAACAAAACACACUGGUGAGAAACCCUACAUGUGUGGGGAGUGUGGGUACAGGACGGCUCAAAGGUCUAACUUAUCCCGACAUAUGAGAACUCACACUGGAGAAAAACCCUACAAGUGUAACCAGUGUGACUAUUCAUAUGCAGAUAAAUCUGCUUUAGACUACCAUCUAGGAAAACACGCUGGUGACAAACCCUACAUAUGUGGGGAGUGUGGAUACAGGGCGACUCGAAAGAAUGACUUAUCUCGACACAUGAGAACCCACACAGGAGAAAAACCCUACAAGUGUGACCUGUGUGAUUUUUCUGCUGCACGGAAAAUCAAUUUGGUUCAACAUAUGACAAAACACACCGGUGAGAAACCCUACAGAUGUGACCAGUGUGACUACUAUGCUGUACAGAAAUAUAGGUUGGUCGAUCAUUUAAGGACACACACUGGUGAAAAACCCUUCAUGUGUGGGGAGUGUGGAUACAGGGCAUCUCAAAAGUCUCACUUAUCCAAACAUAUGAGAACCCACACAGGAGAAAAACCUUACAAGUGUGACCAGUGUGACUUUUCUGCUAUUGAUAAAUUCAAGUUGAAACAACAUCAAGUAAAACAUACUGGCGAGAAGCCCUACAAGUGUGGAGAAUGUGCAUACAUGACAGCUUAUAGGUCUCACUUAUCCAGACAUAUGAAAACUCAUACAGGGGAAAAACCAUAUAAGUGUGACCAGUGCGACUAUUCAUCAGCACUGAAACAUCAUCUGAUCGACCAUCAAACAAGACAUACCGGUGAGAAACCCUACAUGUGUGGGGAGUGUGGGUACAGAGCGGCUCAAAGAGCUACCUUAUCCCGACACAUGAAAACACAUACAGGAGAGAAACGCUAGAUGCGCGAAGUAUAGGUACAGAAAAGCUCAAAUGUCUAACAACCUAAGCAUGUAAGAACCCACAGAGGAGGAUAACCAUAGAAGUGUUAUCAGUGUAACUACUUUGCAGCUAGGAAAUCUUACCUUUGUCUACUUUUAAUUUGCUAAAAACCUAACAGGGCUUUUGACAAAUGUUCCAGAUAGAGUGCUUUUGUAAAAUAGCUCCUAGGCUAAUUGACGUACUGUAUACGUAAACGUCUUCGACUCAUAGAGGUCGGUUUUGCAUUUAAGAUAGUUCUAGUUUCUGUAUAGCAAGGUAUACUUGUUUUGUUGUUGUAAAAUUUCGAUAAUUUAUGUAUUGUUUGCGCUCAAUGUAAACUUUUUUUGUGAUCAUAACUUCUUUCAACAUCCAUAUAUUGCUUUGAUCUAUUCGAAAGAAUAACGUCUACAACAAUACGUACAUUGUGUAUACUGUUAAUAUGCAUGUACUUGGUACAUGUUGUCUGUUUGUACACUUGUAUUCUUAGUAUGUGUAGCUGAUAUAAAUUUAUAUUAUACUAACAUAUUUGAUAACUUUGUUUAGAUUGUAAUUAAGUGCUGUCAAAAUAAAGUAAGUGUAUGCAAAUUCUGU